GAUGGCGCCUCCAAGAGCUGCGAGCGGGUGACCGGCGGCGGGGAAGCGGCCUGGGUUGGCCCUCCGAUUACCGGGUCCUGGGGGCAUCUUCCCGGGCACCCCCCUGGCCCGCCUACAAGGCCUUCCCCGGCCAGAGCAAUGGCCGCCGAGAACAGCAAGCAGUUUUGGAAGAGGAGCGCCAAGCUGCCGGGGAGCAUCCAGCCUGUAUAUGGAGCACAACACCCGCCUCUGGACCCUCGACUCACCAAAAACUUCAUCAAAGAACGGUCAAAAGUCAACGCAGUUCCUUUGAAGAAUAAGAAGGCCUCCAGUUUCCAUGAGUUUGCCCGGAAUACCAGUGACGCUUGGGACAUUGGCGAUGAUGAGGAAGAGGACUUUUCCUCCCCUUCCUUCCAAACUCUAAACUCAAAAGUUGCUCUGGCAACCGCAGCCCAAGUGCUAGAAAACCACAGCAAGCUGCGGGUGAAACCAGAGCGCUCCCAGUCCACGACGUCCGACGCUCCUGCCAGCUACAAGGUCAUAAAGUCCAGCAGCGACGCUCAGCUCUCCAGAAAUGCCAGUGAUACAUGCCUGAGGAAUCCACUCCACAAACAGCAGUCACUCCCUCUCCGACCCAUCAUCCCCCUGGUUGCCCGUAUCUCGGACCAGAAUGCUUCCGGUGCACCCCCGAUGACUGUCCGGGAGAAAACCCGCCUAGAAAAAUUCCGUCAGCUUCUCUCCAGUCACAACACUGACUUAGAUGAACUGAGGAAGUGUAGCUGGCCGGGGGUUCCCAGGGAGGUUCGACCCGUAACCUGGAGACUCCUGUCGGGCUACCUCCCAGCAAACACCGAGAGGAGGAAGUUGACCCUGCAGCGGAAGCGGGAGGAAUAUUUUGGCUUCAUUGAGCAGUAUUAUGACUCUCGAAAUGAGGAACAUCACCAGGACACCUACCGGCAGAUCCACAUUGACAUUCCGAGGACAAAUCCUCUCAUUCCAUUGUUCCAGCAGCCGCUUGUGCAGGAGAUCUUCGAAAGAAUUCUGUUUAUUUGGGCCAUCCGACACCCUGCCAGUGGGUAUGUCCAGGGAAUUAAUGACCUGGUCACUCCGUUCUUUGUCGUCUUCCUCUCAGAAUAUGUGGAAGAGGACGUGGAGAACUUUGACGUGACCAAUUUGUCUCAGGACGUGCUUCGAAGCAUUGAAGCCGACAGCUUUUGGUGCAUGAGCAAGCUGCUAGAUGGGAUCCAGGAUAACUACACCUUUGCACAGCCAGGGAUCCAGAAGAAGGUCCAGGCACUGGAAGAGCUCGUCAGCCGGAUUGACGAGCAGGUACAUAAUCACUUCAGGAGGUACGAGGUCGAAUACCUACAGUUUGCCUUUCGUUGGAUGAACAACCUGCUCAUGCGGGAGCUUCCCCUUCGCUGCACCAUCCGCCUGUGGGACACGUACCAGUCUGAACCGGAAGGGUUCUCCCACUUUCAUCUUUAUGUGUGUGCAGCCUUCUUGAUCAAGUGGAGAAAAGAGAUCUUGGAAGAGGAGGACUUUCAGGGUCUCCUGAUGCUGCUACAAAACCUACCUACGAUACACUGGGGCAACGAAGAGAUCGGGCUGCUGCUGGCUGAGGCGUACAGACUGAAGUACAUGUUUGCCGAUGCCCCCAAUCACUACCGCCGAUAGGUGCUGUCUCCCCAGGGGGACCCAGACUGUCCCCAUCUCUGAUGGCAAUCUGAUCACUGUGGCCACUGUGCGAGCCGUGGACUCCGGCCAGGAGCCACUCCUGCUGUAAAAAGCUCACAUCCGCCGCCCAGGUCUUAACUUUCUGGCGUGCCUGUCCACCACGCCAUGUCUCUGGAUGUGUUUCUUGGACCACUUUCAGUAUUCCAUGACACGUGGAUGGGCCCAGCUCUGGGAGAGGACAGGAAAGGAGGUACAGGGUUGUCUGCCCCUUUGAAAGAAACUGGACAAAAGAAGGGGAAGGCUCAGGGUCUCAACUCACAUUGUCCCUACGUGGACUGUCUCUUGCCUCCCGACCCCGACUGAUGCCAUUGCUUUUUGUGACAUAGUUUGAUUUGAUCACAGGUCAAAAAACGCCUUAUGUUUUCAAAAGAUUCCUGACCCCUCUCCCCCCCCCCCCCCCCCCCCCCCCCCCCCCCCCCCCCCCCCCCCCCCCCCCCCCCAGUUCCUAGCCCUUCCCCUUCUGCCCUCUGAGCCAGUGAGGGGCAGCUUGAGACUUGCUCUCAGAUGGAGGAGGCACUGAUGCUUGUGACUGGGAAGAGGCCUACACCCAAGGGCUAGGAAUUUUAUUUUUCCUUUUCUCACCAGAUGUCUGUAUGUGUGCCUCCGUUCAUGUGUGUACGUGGGUACACACAGCCAUCAGCAUUUAGUUACAUGUCCAAGUUCAUGUGUCCACACCAGCCCCUCCACGACCAGCUGGGAUGGGCCCCCGGUGACCAAGUAUACAAGCAUCCCGUGAGAAGGAUCAGGGCAGGGGGAGGGAGAAGGGGCUUUUUACCUCUCCAAACCCCUUUUCCAUGAUGACCCACUCCAAGAUAUUAUGUGUAAAUUGUGUUAUUAUGUAUAUGGGUAAAGAUGUACAAAUAUAUGUCUUCUUUGUAGCAGAUAUGGUUUUAUAUUUAUAAUGUGCAUCAACAUGUGACAGCAAUCAAGGUCACUGGCACAGAUGACGUCGCCAGGCAGGUGGGUGCAGCACCUCCAGGUUGGUUUCGGGGCGCCUCCUGGGAGCAAGCAGAUGGGAGGCCACCAGAGCAGGCGGGGCCAGGCAGGAGGAGCUGCUCUGACAACCAGGGGGCAGUCGUCCAAGUGUCAGUGGCUCAGAGUUUUUCUGUCUCCCCUUCUUGCCCCGCCCUGGGUCUUAGUGGAGUGUCAGCCCUGCUCCUUCCCGCUGUUGGGCAGAUAGAGCCCCCACCCCGCCCUCACCCCUAGCCACCUCCCAGAGAGCAUGUUUUCAGCCCUUCCCUUUCCCCAGGAUGCUGGGGGAGAGCUUUUGUUGUUCCGUUUGAAGUCAGCAUUGUGUUCAAAACAAGCUGUGACUGACUCAUCAGUGCCAAGGAGAGGGGUUUUCUGUGUCCCCCUGGGGUCUGGGGCUCUUCUCCGAGAGAAGUGUCCAGCACUGCCCCACUGUCACCAUCCUAGCCCACACCGCUCAUGAGAUGCGUGAGGCAUGUUUGAUUUCUGGAGGUCUGUAGUGGAGAGGUGGGGGGAGAU
Suricata suricatta (meerkat) is the source of this 3204-nucleotide messenger RNA. RefSeq names its product TBC1 domain family member 22B (gene TBC1D22B). The transcript is spliced from 13 exons. NCBI's taxonomy places the organism in Eukaryota, Metazoa, Chordata, Mammalia, Carnivora, Herpestidae. The record is from RefSeq and is a predicted model, not a curated record. Bases 139 to 1656 code for a protein of 505 amino acids. Gene Ontology annotation, molecular function: GTPase activator activity. Gene Ontology annotation, biological process: activation of GTPase activity.